AUGACACUCUUAUUUGAAGUUCAAGCCCGGAUUCAGGACCCUGUCUAUGGUUAUGUAUCCCAGAUUCUUGCCCUUCAACAACAAGUUAGUGAUCUGCAAGCUUAUCGAGCUCUAUUGCCGGAUUCACUAUUCGCACACUAUUCUUCACAUCCCCAACCUGAUCCAAACCCAAACUGGAGCCCAGAUCUUCCUAUCAUUCCAGAAAAUGCCUCGCUCCCUAGUUUUCUUGAGGCUACUUCUUUACCUUACCUUGAUAACACUAGCGGUAGUCAGAUGCCAUUCCGGGACGACAUCGAUGAGUUAGGACCCGUCGUGUUUGGCAACCAUCGUCGUCACUAA
This is a messenger RNA of Diospyros lotus (date-plum), 339 nucleotides long. RefSeq names its product LOB domain-containing protein 18-like. Bases 1 to 339 code for a protein of 112 amino acids. The transcript has a single exon. Gene Ontology annotation, cellular component: nucleus. Lineage: Eukaryota; Viridiplantae; Streptophyta; Magnoliopsida; Ericales; Ebenaceae. Gene Ontology annotation, biological process: hormone-mediated signaling pathway; positive regulation of DNA-templated transcription. The record is from RefSeq and is a predicted model, not a curated record.